AUGAGCAUUCCCCUGCGCAACCACCAGGGGGAGCCCCGGACCUCAGGUCCCUGGCCACGAGGGGGCGCCCCGGCCCCCUGCUCCCUGGCCGUUCCCCUGCGCAUCCACCAGGGGGCGCCCCGGCCCCCCAGUUCGUGGGCAUUCCCCUGCGCAGCCACGAGGGGGCGCCCCGGCCCCGACGUCCCUGGGCAUUCCCCUGAGCAGCCACCAGGCGGCGCCACGGCACCCCCGUUCCCUGGGUAUCCUCUGCGCAGCCACCACGGGGCGCCCCGGCCCCCCGCUCCCUGGGCGUUCCCCUGCACAUCGACGAGGGGGCGCAAAGGACCUCAGGUUCCUGGGCAUUCCCCUGUGCAGCCACGAGGUGGCGCCCCGGCCUCCCGCUCCCUGGCCAUUCCCCUGCGCAGCCACGAGAGGGCGCCCCGGCCCCCCGCUCCCUGGCCAUUCCCCUGCGCAGCCACAAGGGGGCGACCGGCCCCCCGCUCCCUGGCCAUUCCCCUGCGCAGCAACGAGGGGGCGCCCGAGUCCCCCCACUCCCUGGCCAUUCCCAUGCGCAGCCACGAGAGGGCGUCCCGACCCCCGCUCCCUGCCACCAGGGGGCGCCGGGGCCCAGGCUUCCUGGCCAUUCCCCUGUACAGCCACGAGGGGGCGCCCCGGCCCCCCACUCCCCGGGCAUUACCCUGCGUAGCGACUAGGGGGCGCCUCGGCCCCUCGCUCCCUGGGCAUUCCCCUGCGCAUCACCAGGGGGCGCCCCGGCCCCCCGCUCCCUGGACAUUCCCCUGCGCAGCCACUAGGGGGCGCCCCGGACCCCCUCCCUGGGUAUUCCCCUGCACAGCCACGCGGCGGCGCCCCGGACCCCCGCUCCCUGGACAUUCCCCUGCGCAGCCACCGGGGGGCGCCGUGGCACCCCCCCGCUUCCUGGGCAUUCCCCUGCGCAGCCACAAGGGGGCGACCGGCCCCCCGCUCCCUGGCCAUUCCCCUGCGCAGCCACGAGGGGGCGCCCGAGUCCCCCCACUCCCUGGCCAUUCCCAUGCGCAGCCACGAGAGGGCGUCCCGACCCCCCGCUCCCUGGUCAUUCAGCUGCGUAGCCAGGAGGGGACGCCCCGACCUCGGCUCCCUGGCCAUUCGCCUGCGCAGCCACGAGAGGGCGUCCCGCCCCCCCCCCCCGCUCCCUGGUCAUUCAGCUGCGUAGCCAGGAGGGGAAACCCCGACUCCGGCUUCCUGGCCAUUCCCCUGCGCAGCCACGAGGGGGCGCUCCGGCCCCUCGCUCCGCGGGCAUUCCUCUGCGCAGCCACGAGGGGGCGCCCCGGCCCCUCGCUCCGUGGGCAUUCCCCUGCGCAGCCACGAGGGGGCGCUCCGGCCCCUGGCUCCGUGGGCAUUCCCCUAGGCAGCCAGCAGGGUGUCGCUCCGGCCUCCCUGUCCCUGGGCACUCCCCUGCGCAGCCACGAGGGGGCGGCCGUCCUCCGGGUCCGUGGCCCUUAUUCCCCCGGUCGGGCCCCGGGGGUUGGUCCGUGUCCCGCCGCUCCCCGGGCAUUCCCCUGGGCAGCCGUGAGGGGGCGCCCCGUCCCGGCCCGGCCCGUCCCGGCCCGUCCCCCGGCCCCGGGCCGCCCUCCGGCGUGCUUUCCGCGGCCGUUGGGGUUGGGGUCGGGGCUGGAGCGGGAGAGACGGGGAUCGCAGAGUUCCGAGGGCUCCGUGAUGCAACGUUGCUGCCGCCCUGGACUCCUCCGCUCUGUCGUUGGGCCCUGA
Messenger RNA from Tachyglossus aculeatus (Australian echidna), 1743 nucleotides. Its product is annotated as basic proline-rich protein-like. Bases 1 to 1743 code for a protein of 580 amino acids. The transcript has 3 exons. The record is from RefSeq and is a predicted model, not a curated record. Lineage: Eukaryota; Metazoa; Chordata; Mammalia; Monotremata; Tachyglossidae.